ACAGAAGAGAGUCGUGAUGCCGGAUACGUGCGCGGGGAAGCUGCUCCGGCUGCACGGUGCUCUCGGCGGCGUCAACUGGAGGCCGACGCGGUUCGCAGUGGACGGUCUUCACCCGUACGCCUGCUCGCUGUGCGGAGUGAUUCCGAAGCACACGCUGCUACUGCCAUGCGAACACGCGCUGUGCGAGACGUGCAAGAGCGGCAGCGUCGAGGACGACGGAGGCGUCUGCCCGCUCGACCAAGAGCCUUUUGUCGAGGACGAGUGCGGAAGGAUCCCCUUGCCGCUCAGGAAGCUAGGCAGUCUCAAGGCUCGCUGUUGGAAUGAAGCCCAAGGCUGCCCCUUCGUGGACACCCUCCCGGCUCUGCUGCAUCAUUACGAGGAAGAGUGCAGCUUCCACGCGGUCGAGUGUCCGAGAUGCGGCGAGGUAGCCCUACACGCCAACCUGGUGGCGCACUACAAGGCUGGCUGCCUCGGCCGCGCGCCGUCCGUGACGGACGACGAACCACCGCGUUACGACAGCGUCCUCAGAGUCAGCGACAUCAACGCCACGCUGGGAGAAUUCAACGCGCUCUUGAGCCAGCUGUACCAGGACCAGCUACCGACCAUGGAAAGCAAGAUGAACGAAAUCACCGAGCUGGUGACGAACCACGGCACUCUCCUUCGGGAGCUCUCGCAAACGUUGAGAGAGACGCAGCAGAGUCUGACUUGCAGACAGACGGAAGCGGCGCAGCAACUCGCCUCCACGUUUGACGAGAAACUCCAGUCCCAAGUGGACACGCUUUGCGCCAGGCUUCGGAACAUUACGCCGGAAGAAGAGCGAGGAGCGCCCAUGCCUUGGUGUCAAGAGAAGAGGCACGUACUUCGAAGGCUGGACGUCAUGGUCACCGAGUCGCUCGGCUACUUGAGCGACCUGCGCCACGCGACCGUACGGGACGUCCCGCAUCUAGUAGCCCGAUGCGAAAUGGCAUGCGACCACAAGGAGAGGGCGAUAGUGGACCCGCUUUACUCGUCCGAACUGAGACUCUUAGAGCGCUUCACCUACUGUCUGAACCUUAAAAACACCGACAAAAUAGGUCACGAUUAUAAGCGUUCCGGAAGAAGGGUACUGGACGUGGUGGACAUGUGGCACUGUAAGGACCUGUACUUCACGAUCGCCAUCGCCCUCGAUGAUAAUCCGGGCUGGUUCGAAGUGUGCGUUCAACUGGCCCAAACCGUUCGGAUCUCUCGUCUGAAUCCUUUCGUCAGAAGCGUCGAACUGCAGGACAAAGAUUGCAGGAAAUGUCGCUACUUGCAGGAGGCGGAUCCCAAUAACAUGUCAGGUCAUCGCUCGAAAUGGAAAAACAUAUUUCGCACUGACUACUGGCAACUGCUAAGGGAUGGCUUCUUCGAUGGUGGAGAGGCAAAUAUCAAUGUCACCGUUUGCCAUGUUUAGGAGCAUUUUACGGUACUUCUGCUUGUUAGCGACAAAGAAAGAAUGAAAAGGUCGGGAAACUGGCGACCUCUUUAGGCUCGUUUCGAAAAGUUCGAGGGGAUCACCGCGACGGUCGGACUGUAGUGUUUUACAAAAAUACUUCGCAGAUGCCUGCCAAUCAUGCACAGCGAAGUUGUAUUAGUGGGUCCUCGUAACCUCCUUAAGUACGAAGGGUCUAUUUGCUAAGUCUUUUGCCGUGAAUCCUCGAUAGAUAAAUCGCGGUCCCUGGUCCACCUUAUAGGGCUCCGCUGCAAGGUUCGUUGCUGCCUGCGCCUUAACAUAGCCGACAAACCGACCUUUACCAAUAACGCGCAGCCGUUAAGUCACCGUGUAAGUAAGAAACAUUAAGAAAUCGUGCAAAAAAGAUGUUCUCUGAUGGUAUGCGCGUCAAUUACGUUUAAAGCGAAAAAUUUAGUAUUCCAACGUAAGUCACAUUGCUGACUGAUAUUGAACACGCCGCAACAGCAGGCUUUGGUCGCACGAAAAUAUGUGUUGAGCUUUACUGAAGAGAGUCGGUGUGAAAAUUUAACCAUCACAGCUGCAACAUCGCUAAACAGUACGAGAGGAUUACGACGGCCGCCGUAGUGGAAAUCACCGGAUUAACUUUGACACAAUGUGGUUCUUUAGAGUCAACGCUAAUCCCGGUACGCGAGCAUACUCUAAUUCCGCCUCCAUGAGUACGCGACUCUGCGGUCGGGAUUCGAACUCACGACCUCAUGCUCAGCAGCGCGACGCCGUAACCACUGAGCCUCUGCGUAGCGGGGGACUGCGAUGAAAGUGAUCGAGCCGGUUCGAUUGCGGGAGCUGCGAAAGUGUGCGAUAAGAAUGUUGCAGUCUUGCUGGCGUGCAUGGUUCUAGUUUAUUCAAGAAUAACGAAGGUGAAAAUACAUCACGUGUGAUGUUGCCUGUAUGGAUGGGUAGCUAGUCUUGGCUCUGUUAAGAGAGCAUCUCGCGAUAAUAUCGGAACCUCGAUGGGAAGAUCGAAGUUUCGUCAAAUCUUCAGAAUGUUGAGUGCAGUGAGACUCGAAGUGUUUUGCGGAACAUCAGGCGCCGCAAACGUUCACAGCGGUGGGCCAGCGUUCUGCGCGUCCACGCCUGUUGACUUGUAUCUUUUAAGCAAACUUGUCUUCCUAUACAAGUGCUUCAUGUCGGCCUAGUUGGUGAAGCGUGGCUACAAAAUAAUGGGAGCAAAUGAGGACGUACACAGACGGAGGAGACGGGACCAGCGACACGUCAAGAAAAAAAAAAGAAAAGAAAGAAGAUAAUUGUAUCGGUAACGCGUCCAUAGCCUUGUACAGCUCAGAAGGUUCUUUGUUAGGACUUCAAUCAAGACAGAAGUUCAGAGGAAGGUGGAUCUUCAACAAACAGCGCAGAAGUGGACUACGUAAAAAGAAGGGAACGAAGGCAAGCGCAUCAGUUAUGUGCUAGGACAUGUCCAGAGAAGCAAGCACCGUGCAAGUGCGAGGGAAAACAUAAAAAAAAAACGUGUUGAAUGUGCCGACGAAGUCGUGUAUAGUGUUCCCCUCUCUUGCGGUUUCAAAUAUGUUGGUCAGACAAGCCUAUGCCUGAACGUCAGGUUAAGAACACAUUUUGAACGUGCAAAAAAAAAAAAAGGAAUGAGGGUUUCCUUGCCCAGCAUUGUGAUCAGUGCGUCUGUACCUACUCCCGUGUUUCACCGAACUGCGGUCCUGGCAAAACAUGCGAGUGAUCAGACAAGAGUUAUCAUUAAGGCCUUGGUUAUUGCUAAGGGAAACUGUGUCAGCCAGCCCGCGGUUGCCUUGACCCCAAAGAACUGGCGUUUCUUGACUGCGAAAACCACGGCACACACCUCUGACAUGCAAAAGAAAAAAGAAAAAAAGAGCAACACUUGCCUUUGUUCCCUUCUUUCUCCGUUGUCCGCUCCUGUGCUGUUGAUGAUGAACUACCAACUAGCCCAAUCUCAAACUUUGAUGAAAAACCUGUUGAACAGAGAAUGUUGCCGGAGCCAAAGUUUCCACACUUUGACAUGAAAGUGAAAACCAUUAUGUAUUUUCUUUGUGUGAUCAUUUAUGUGUGCUGUUAAGCGCAUGGCGCCUCAUGUCUAGUGGAUUAUGUAUACGAGUUGCGACGCCUGAUGGAACAAUUUAUAAUGGGGCUCACCCAGUAUCUUACAUGUCUCUCUAUGUUCUAACUUACGACUCUCAUAUUAGGGUUGUCUUCCUAUACGAAUGUUCUUUAGUGCAUGCGAGGUCUAGAGACUUUCGAAAAAAAAAAAGGUUAAACUUCGACUUCUUUUGGUCUUUGUGUGUACUAUAUACUAUAAGCUUCCAUACUUGUAUUAUGCAUUGCAAAACAAUAUUAAUAGUAAUUUUUAUGGUUUUAUGUGCCAAAACCACGAUGAGAUUAUGAAAUGCGACCGGCGUGGCCGGGAAUCGAACCCUCGACUCCGAGCUUAGCAGUGUGAAAAACGAUGGAAACAGUGAACGACGUACGCGCGGCGACGACUUCCAACAAGUUUACUGCUGACGAAACGACCAUAACUAUGUACACUGUAUUGCGGGAACACUAUAGACAGUUUUCGUCGAAAUAUAUAAGGGCAAAUGUUGUUGCUGAUGGUUGCGAUCUUUUAGUUGCUGUUGUAAAAUAUCGUUCGCUCGCGCCGCACCUGUGCUCGGUGCGGCGACGCAGACGUAUAUAUAAGAGUGGUUUGACACUAAGGCGCUGUUGUCUAAUAUCGGUGUCAGACGGUCACUUCUGAUCGCGAUCGGGCCUGGUCCAGAUAUAAUUUCACGAUUGUGAAGUUAUAUCCUUGUGCAACUUCUUUACGCGAGUUGCACUAGGGAGCUGGUCACUGUUGAGGAAUUUGAUCCUGAUCAGGCUCGAUCGCGAUCAGCAGUGCACCGUGUGACACCAGUAUGAGACGCAAGCACGCUAACAUCUGCAACCCAUAAGGUUUGAGGGGGAGUGAAAUAUAGGAGAGGAAAGGCCAUCUAUAGAGAUGAUUACCCAUACCACUAUGUAGCGGCUGUGCCCAUACACCACCGAAUGCCAGGUCGGGGUAUCUCUUCCACCUUUAGAAAAAGCGGUGGUGGCCCGGCGCCACUUGGAAUCGAACCCAGAACCUCCCGAAUUGUAGGCGAACGGGCAACCGACUUCACCAGUACUCCUGUUCGCGGACACUGGUUUAAAACUCCUUUCCCUUUAAAUUUUAGAUGUGAAGCAUCUUAUAGCGUAGUUCAAUCCGGUGGUGGUGGUGGUGUGCGGCGUGACCACCCUUACUGCGCAUGCGCAAGCCCUCUCCACACACCUCCUCUCCAUCUCCACUCCCCAUCUCCCAUCCCCCUCUCCACUUCCCAUAUCCAAUCUCCUCUCCCCUUUAC
Rhipicephalus sanguineus (brown dog tick) is the source of this 4830-nucleotide messenger RNA. RefSeq names its product TNF receptor-associated factor 6. Gene Ontology annotation, molecular function: ubiquitin protein ligase binding; tumor necrosis factor receptor binding. Lineage: Eukaryota; Metazoa; Arthropoda; Arachnida; Ixodida; Ixodidae. The coding region runs from base 17 to 1432 and encodes 471 amino acids. The record is from RefSeq and is a predicted model, not a curated record. Gene Ontology annotation, cellular component: cytoplasmic side of plasma membrane; plasma membrane signaling receptor complex. The transcript has 2 exons. Gene Ontology annotation, biological process: positive regulation of JNK cascade; tumor necrosis factor-mediated signaling pathway; regulation of canonical NF-kappaB signal transduction.